Panicum virgatum (switchgrass) is the source of this 1520-nucleotide messenger RNA. RefSeq lists its product as uncharacterized. The transcript has 9 exons. The record is from RefSeq and is a predicted model, not a curated record. Bases 89 to 1117 code for a protein of 342 amino acids. NCBI's taxonomy places the organism in Eukaryota, Viridiplantae, Streptophyta, Magnoliopsida, Poales, Poaceae.
UUCUGCCGCCGCUCAACCAUGAUAUCUGGAUCCCCAGAUCGAAAACCCCAAUCGAGUCGAUUCCCUCGUACCAGCGGUCGGCGGAGCGAUGCUGGCCGUCAUGGAUUGCGGCGGCGACGGGCUCGCCGGCGCGGCGGAGCACCCCGCCGUGCGCCGGAUCCGGCACCGGCGCCUCCUCGCCUUCCUCCGCCACCAGGGCCUCGAGCGCACCUUCAGAUCGAUGGUCGACGAGACGAACGCCUUCUUCUCCGCGGCGCACCUGCAGGACUGCAUGAGGCGAGGCCAGUGGCGCGCCGCCCUCGGCUACCUCUGGCGCUUCGUGCAGCCGGAAGACCGCCGCCUGCUGAGCCUGGAGGCCCAGGUCCUGCAUCUCUUCCUCGUUGCGCACAGUUGCCUGGCGGAUAUCCUCGCCGGCACCCAGGAGAUGAAGAAGGCGGCCGCCUUCUUGUCCAAGCACCGCAAACAUGGCCCCCAGGGCAUCCUCAGGAUCCAUUCAAUCCUGCUCACCGCACUCCACGCCAAGCAGCAUCUCGUGGCCUCCUGGGAGCACGUGAGGUACCGGGCGGCUGAGAUUGCCUACGACUUGGUUCUCAGGACCCCAGAGCUGAAAGGCGUGGUGCUCCAACCGGCCGGCCCGACGAAACCAAGCAAUGUGCUUCCGAUCUGCUCCAGUACUGGCCGGAGUUAUCGCAGGAAGAACCACCUCCGCCAGCCGCAGGCAUCUGCGCUUGCCAAGCGCUAUCUUCGGAGGAGGGAGAGUCUGCUUUCUUCAAGCCACUAUAAGGAAUCAGCUAAUGAGGCAGAAUUGCAUGCCAAGACAGCAACCUGGAUAGCGGAUAUUCUUGAUGAAAGUUUGAAAGCUGGUAAACAUCAGGAGCUCCACCAGACGCAUCCAGUUCAGACAAGUGAGAGUCAAGGCACAACUAAGCAUUCGAGUCAAGUAGGCAGUACCCAAGACUUGAAUCCAAGGAAGAACCCAGUGGAUGUCACUGCUUCUGAUGAGCACAAUCAAUAUCCAAAAAGGCAACAGACAAGUGGUGCUUUUGCUGAAGCUAGCAUGCUUGUAGGGCACCUCACCUAUGCGUCCUUGGUGGUUGGUACUUUUUUCAACUUCUGAUGCAUCCAUAUUACAACAUGAUGCAUGAACUUGGAUGAAAUAGAAGGCAUUGACUUCUUGUAUAAUCCAGUAAUGACGUUCAUUGUUGGACAAUACUAACUGGUGGAUACUUGUUGGCCUGCAGCCACCAGUGAUUUGGACUUGAGCGAGGUAUUAUUGCAGCAUGAACUUCGAGUGCUCAGCUGAGACAUCGGAGUGUUGUUAGAUGUAUACUACCAUCAGAUAUUCAGUUGUUUAGUUGCUACUUCUAUGUUGAGUCCAACUAUGUUAUGUUAUCAAAUUAUUAAUGAAGUUGAUGUUGCUACUAUCACUGAGAACUUACUGUUAUGUUAUCGUGCAACUCUCCCAUACAACAUAUGGGAUUGAUGAAGUUACUCUUAUAUUAUCUCAAAUUAUUAGCUUU